Molecule: messenger RNA, 1870 nt
Organism: Rhipicephalus sanguineus (brown dog tick)
Lineage: Eukaryota; Metazoa; Arthropoda; Arachnida; Ixodida; Ixodidae
Gene: Alg1
Product: chitobiosyldiphosphodolichol beta-mannosyltransferase-like
Cellular component (GO): endoplasmic reticulum
Molecular function (GO): mannosyltransferase activity
Source: RefSeq, a predicted model, not a curated record
UUUCGUUUGUGUCGUGUACGGCGGGUGCACUGACUUCUGUGACUUGGCUGACAGCAGCAUGUUUUGAAACGCGUAGCGUGUGACUGUAGACGUUCAGUUUGCGUACGACGUUCCUCGUCAACAACUCUCUAGUCAGUUGCAUAUCUGCAAGCAGCGCAUGACCAGCCAUGACUGAAGACGUCCAGAGAAAACGGCGGGUGGCCGUGGUAGUCCUCGGUGACUUCGGACACAGCCCACGCAUGAACUACCACGCCUUGUCUCUCGCAAAGGAGAGAAUCGAGGUCGACGUAGUGGCCUAUGGUGGUUCCCAACCCGGCCAGGAGGUCCUGUCCAACCCACACAUCCACCUUCACCUCAUGAGGGAUCCACCUAGUUUUCAGAAAUAUGUUCCGAGGCUGCUGGCAUAUGCUCUCAAAGUGCUAUGGCAGUCCCUAGCCUUGUUCUUCAGCCUGAUGUUCCUGUCCAAGCCUAGCCACAUUCUUGUUCAGAAUCCCCCGUCGAUACCAACGCUACCAGUGUCAUGGUUCUGCUGCAUCUUGCGAGGUUCGCUGCUCGUGGUUGACUGGCACAACUACGGCUACUCCAUCCUGGCACUAGCACUGGGGCCGGGACACCUUCUGGUUCACACGUGCCACUGGUGCGAGAAAACAUUUGGCAAGAAGGCAGCAAGUGCGUUCUGUGUAUCUCAAGCAAUGCAAGAGGACCUGAAGUCUAACUGGGGAGUGCAAGCCGCCGUCCUCUACGACAAGCCCUCGUCCGCAUUCCAGCCAACCGGCACAGAUGAGCGGCACAGCCUCUUCCAACGUCUGGCUGCGGAGUAUCCGGAAUUGGCCCGCACUGGUGAUGCACCAGAUGCGGAGGCCAUUGGAGGAAACAUAUUCACCGAAGCUGCGCCCGACUCCGGUGCUGUGACUCUGAGGUCUGAUCGGCCGGCCCUCAUCGUCAGCAGCACCAGUUGGACAGAGGAUGAAGAUUUUUCGGUGCUCCUGGAUGCCUUGAAAAAGUAUGAUGUUCGCAAGGAGGCGGGUGACAGUGGCCUUCCAGACUUGUUUUGUGUCAUCACUGGUAAGGGCCCGCAGAAGGAGCACUACCUGUCACUGAUUCGCAACAACCCGCUGACUCACGUCAAGUUUCUGACCCCUUGGCUGUCGGCGCAGGACUACCCCAAGAUGCUGGGCUCCGCCGACCUCGGCGUGUGUCUGCACACAUCCUCGAGCAAGCUGGACCUGCCGAUGAAGGUUGUGGACAUGUUCGGUUGCGGCCUGCCUGUCUGCGCCGUCGACUACCCGUGCUUGAGGGAGCUAGUCAAACCCGGAGAGACCGGCCUUGUGUUUGAAACCAGCAGCGAGCUGUGUCAGCACAUUUGUGAGCUGCUUCAAGGAUUUCCAGAGCCGACAAAGCUUCUCGACUCCUUCAGGGCCAACGUCCACAAGUGGCAAGCUGUUCGCUGGGACGACAACUGGAGGACAGUCGCAAUGCCCAAGUUUCGCGGCGAUCUAUAGCUUCUGCCACCAAAUCCGCACACAUUGCGUCUUAAGACAGGUCUUAAGACAUGUUUAGACUAUUCAACACUGAGCCAUCAAGCAGAGGUGUGGUACAUGCGCUUAAUUUGGCACUUCUGCUCGUUGCCGCUACCAACCGGUUAUAUCUCAAUCCUGAAAAGGCAACAGGCCUGUUCUGAACGCAUCCAAUUUUUUCGAGAGUCCUUCUACAUCUUGGAACGUGGGCAUUUAAGUUAUGGGGUUUGAACUCGUAUGCUUUAUAUCGUGUUGUCUUGAAACUUCUCUUGUUUGAAACAUUUUUGUUGGGACCAAGAGUGCCUUUUAUUAUUAAUCACAAAGGAUUGUGAAUAAAAUAACUAAACCUUUCU